This is a messenger RNA of Girardinichthys multiradiatus, 3121 nucleotides long. It is a transcript of the gene prph2a, whose product is annotated as peripherin 2a (retinal degeneration, slow). The record is from RefSeq and is a predicted model, not a curated record. Lineage: Eukaryota; Metazoa; Chordata; Actinopteri; Cyprinodontiformes; Goodeidae. The transcript is spliced from 3 exons. Gene Ontology annotation, cellular component: membrane. Bases 405 to 1439 code for a protein of 344 amino acids. Gene Ontology annotation, biological process: visual perception.
CUCCUCUACAUCUCUGGGAGAACGGUACAUCAAGAUUAGCCUCACCUAUGUGUUAAGAAAAGAAAAAAAAAAUUGGUAAGGUUAUGAGCUUAGAUUUUUUUUCUGGCACAAUGGGACACGAGAUGGUUUUGAAGAAAUAAGACUCCUCUACUGCUGUGGGGUCCACCUGAAUUAUCUGAGCUCUGCUUUUUUGCUGUGGGAUGGAUUUCUCAUUGAGCUGAUUCUCAUGUCCUGUGAACUAUCUUGAAGAAAUCCUGAUAACAAAGUGUCAAGGUAACAAGAACUCCAGAUUGGCAUAUUGCGGAUCAUUUCAAUAACUUACAGUCUGGAAACCUUAAAGCUCCUGCAACUGUAUACAAUUUGACUCUCUUCUUCAGAGGCAAGGACACAAAACGCUUUGAACAAUGGCUUUGAUGGUAGUCAAGUUUGAUUUGAAAAAGCGAGUGAAGCUUGCUCAGACUGUCUGGUUCAUGUACUGGUUUGCUGUACUGGCUGGUAUUCUUGUGCUCAGCCUGGGCCUAUUCUUCAAAAUUGAGCUGCGAAAGCGCUCAGAACUUAUGGACAACAACGAGAGCCACUUCCUGCCCAACUUGCUUAUAGCUAUGGGCCUCAUAGCUUGUGCUACAAAUGCCUUUGGAGGCAAAGUCUGCUACGACUCCCUGGACCCUACAAAGUUUGCAAAGUGGAAGCCCAUGUUAAAGACCUUUUUAGUGCUCUGCGUGGUGUUCAAUGCCCUGCUUGUCAUUACCGCCCUGCUAUGCUUUGUAAUGAGGAUUCCUCUGCAGUUUACUCUGGCUGAGGGUCUGAAGAACGGCAUGAAGUACUACAAGGACACGGACACGCCAGGACGCUGCUACAUGAAGAGAACCCUGGACCUGAUGCAGAUAGAGUUUCGUUGCUGCGGGAAUGAUAACUACAGGGAUUGGUUUGAGAUUCAGUGGGUCAGCAAUCGGUACCUGGACUUCAGCGCAAAGGAAGUCAAAGAUCGCAUUGGGAGCAACGUGGAUGGCCAGUAUUUGAUGGAUGGAGUGCCGUUCAGCUGCUGCAACCCCAGCUCCCCCAGACCCUGCAUCCAGUACCAGAUGACCAACAACUCAGCUCACUACAGCUAUGACCACUACACCGAGGAGCUCAAUGUGUGGAGACGUGGCUGUCGGGACGCCUUGCUGUCCUACUACGGAGGCAUAAUGAGUACAAUCGGAGCCCUGGUGUUACUGGUCACAAUGCUGGAGGUUUCUGUGACCGUCGGCCUGCAGUACGUCGACACUUCCCUGUCUACACUGGCCAACCCGGAGGACAUGGAAAGCGAGAGUGAGGGCUUCCUCCUGGAGAAGACAGUGAAGGAGACAUUCACCGACAUCAUGGCUAAAAUGAAAGCCAUGGGCAAAGGGGCAAAGGUGGAGGAAGGGGGUGAGGAGGGUGUUGCUACUGUCAGCUGAGCAAACAGCCACCUGCAGAAACUAUAAAAACUCCAACCUGAUGAGGAGAGAAAAAGAAAACGUUUUCUACCAGACUUUAUUUUCUAGCUACACCAACUCAUGUUCAGACGUGGCCAAAUUUGUUGCCAACCCUGAUAAACAUGUGUAAUUUAAAGUCUUAAAAUAUAUUUAUUUUAAUAGCUGCAGCAUAAUUACACACUGAAGAUUCUACAAAAAAUAUGUCUCUAGUUAUAAUACACAUAGAGGCAAUUAGGAAAUAAUUGUUUUUACAACUGAUGGCAAUGUUUUUGACUCCACUGCUGGUAAUGCUUUGUACAAUCCCUUAUUUUUGCCUUUAGGAUCUUCAGUCUCUGCUUAUCCCUGUAAACUUUGUCUCUUUUAAAACAUUUUAAAGUAGACCUUUAGACACUGUAGUUUCACAUCUUAUUCCCACAACUUUACAUUGAGUAAAUGGAAAUAAUCAAAGCCCACAGCCUCACAGAUCCUCAAUCAAGCUUAACACAGAGAAUUAGGUAUUGUUCCAUAUAUUCUAUUUUUUCGUUUAAAAUUAGUUCCACUUAGAGUAUCUGCUGCAAGAAACCUCAGCCUUUGUCACAUCUGACCAAAGCACACGGUCUUAUUUAAAGUUCUAGGGGAGAUUAACAUACUCCACUUUUUUACAUGGCAGUAGGACAUCUUGGCAUUUGCUUGAAUGGCAGGUUCUCUUGUCUUUCCCAUUUGAAGAGUGUCUAAGAGAAAUGCUUCACUGGGUGGCGUAAUAUUCCCAGGAAAGCAGAAGGUUAAGUAUUACUAAUUAUACAUUUCUAAAAACUCUGAUUAGCUUUAAAAAGUAAAGUAUACAUUAGAAAGUUAUUCAGGUAUAUUUAUUUUUAAAGGAAUGGAUAGUUGUUUUUUUUUCAAAACUGUGGCUUUUGGAAAAAACAAUUAUUUUUUAAUGUGGAUUUAUUUUCCCCCACUAAAUAACUGUACUGGAAUUAUAAAAUUAUAAAAAAAACUUCUUGAAUAAUUUUUUCUGUACACCUAGAAAGUAAAAGAUAGAAAAGCCCCACUGUGUUUUUAUUCUGUCGCAAAACUCAGCAUCCAACUUUGCUUUACGGCUUAUAUCUAAAGCCAUUUAUAGUUUGUGUUUUUGGUAUUAUUUUAAGCUAGAUACACAGGGUUGUAUUUUUUUUACCUUUCUACAACAUUACAGCAAACAGCAAAAAAAGCAUCCUCACCAACUCAUAGCCAACCCCUUUCAAAUAUCAGCUCUUCUUAUACUCCAGUCUGCCUUUGGAAACCUGGAUAAACUCCCUACAUGGAGCAAAAAUCAGAACUAAUAUGUUAAUGAUGGGUGGGAAUCAGGAGGUGGGCCCCGAAGUUAAGCAUUUUAUGGUGAAUUGGCAGCUAAAAUUUGGCCUCCUGACCCCUGUCCUGUAUCUCGUUGAUUGACACAUACUGUAUGUAUGUAUGUAUGUAUGUAUGUAUGUAUGUAUAUAUAUUGUAACAACUGUGUCUUUGUAAAUAGUGUAGAAAAGAUUCUACCUUUUUUUUUUUUUUUUUAAAUACAUAUUGUAAUUAAGUUAAACAUUAAAUUCUAUAUUAAAUUUAUUUUUUUUUCCCAGGUGAUAUUCUUGGUGUAUUUAUGUAGAUAAAACAAAAAUGUGUUUAUGAAUAAAGGAUAUUAGAGAUAUGAUCUGAAA